Molecule: messenger RNA, 291 nt
Organism: Haliaeetus leucocephalus (bald eagle)
Lineage: Eukaryota; Metazoa; Chordata; Aves; Accipitriformes; Accipitridae
Product: regakine-1-like
Exons: 3
Coding region: 1-291 (96 amino acids)
Biological process (GO): inflammatory response; G protein-coupled receptor signaling pathway; chemokine-mediated signaling pathway
Cellular component (GO): extracellular region
Molecular function (GO): CCR chemokine receptor binding; chemokine activity
Source: RefSeq, a predicted model, not a curated record
AUGAAGGUCUUCUCCUUGGCCCUGCUCACCCUGCUGCUGGCGGCAAUCUGGACUGGAAGCCAGGGUGUCUCCUUCCGCAGUUCCUACAGCAUGUGCUGCUACCAGAAGAUGUUCUUCCAGAAGAAAAUCCCUGCCUUCAUCAUCAAGAGCUACCAGAUGACGCCUCCCCACUGCUCCCGCAAGGCCAUGCGUGUGGAGCUGCGGAAUGGGAGGAAGAUCUGCGUGGACCCGGAGGAGAGCUGGUUCCAGCAGUACCAGCAGAAGAAGGAGUUGACCAGCACCUCCACGUGA